UUCCUUCCUCUGCCUGCGCCUCUCUCUGCUCCUCCUCGUACAGAGCAAGCUGCACUGCUGCAGCAGCAGCAAGAAACCAAACGCAGCACACACAAAGCUUUGUUCUUCUUGCUCUUCUUAUACUCGAAGCUGCGCCAUUCUUUGCUCCUAUCUGAGCCAGAGCGCGCCAUGGGGAGGCACAAGUUCCGGCUGUCCGACAUGAUCCCGAACGCGUGGUUCUUCAAGCUCCGCGACAUGCGCGCCGCACGGGGAGGUGCUGGCGCCGGCGGCGGCAGCCCCGGUGGAGUGGUCACGCAGGCGUCGGUGGCUGUGUCCCGGGCGGGGAGGGCGUGCCGGCCGCUGCCGAACACGCCCAGACAUGGCGCGUGGCUGCCGCACAGGGCGUCGUACUACUACACGCCGCGGGCCGGCGACCUACUCCUGGGGUCGCCGCUCCACCCCAAGGGCUCCGACACGCAAUUCCCUCCACUGCAGCUGUCGCCGCCGAGGAGGUCCAGGCGCCGACACAGGAGGCGGUCCGUCAAGCUGGCUCCGUCCGUCAGCGGCAGCAGCGUCCUAUCCUCGCCGGUGUCCACCGGCUGCCGGUGCGGGCGCAAGCCAGAGCUCCUGGUGGUCGAGGCGCCGGACACUCCACCGUGCCGGCGCGACAAGUUCGUCGGCUACAUUGGCGAGGAGGAGGAGGAGGCGGAAUUCAAGAAGCCGACGGUUGCCAUCCCCGCGUGUGACGAGCUCGACGGCAAGGUGAUCACCUCCGCCACGGACAUCAUCAUUGACCUGCGGACCGAGAAGAGGCCCGACAAGGUGCUCCCUCCUAUCGUGACAAAGCCGGCAAGGAGAGAGCUCGACGGCUGCGAUCUAGAGGAGAAACACGUCGACGUCGUACGACGCGCGGUGGCUAAAAAAACCACUUCUCUCCUCGAACAGAGCAAGCCGAGGCGUUCGGCGUCAUCUGCGCGCCGGCUCAAGACGCGCGCCAACACCCCGCGUAUCGUGGCCAAAAAGUCAAAGCCACCGGCGGCAGCGGCGCGCUCGCCGGCCCCGACGACGACGAAGCCGCCUCUCGCGGAGAGCUUCGCGGUGGUGAAGUCGUCGCGGGACCCGAGGAGGGACUUCCGGGAGUCCAUGGAGGAGAUGAUCGCCGAGAACGGCAUCCGCACCGCCGCCGACCUCGAGGACCUCCUGGCGUGCUACCUCUCCCUCAACGCCGCCGAGUACCACGACCUCAUCGUCGACGUGUUCGAGCAUAUCUGGGCCAACCUCGCGGACAUCAAGAUGUAGCAGAGCUCGAGCUAGCUCACUCGUGCUAAUGCAAUGCACCUCUUGUCUUGCAUGGUGAAUCCAAUGAGUCCCAUCGUGCCAAGAGCUGUCGUCUUUGAGAAUCUUGAUUAGCUCUAUCCUGUUAAUAAUCCUAAAAUUGGGUAUGAUAAAUAGUGUUAUCCAAACUUAGGAUACUA
This is a messenger RNA of Oryza brachyantha (malo sina), 1454 nucleotides long. RefSeq names its product transcription repressor OFP1-like. Gene Ontology annotation, biological process: negative regulation of DNA-templated transcription. The transcript has a single exon. The coding region runs from base 169 to 1278 and encodes 369 amino acids. Gene Ontology annotation, molecular function: DNA binding. The record is from RefSeq and is a predicted model, not a curated record. NCBI's taxonomy places the organism in Eukaryota, Viridiplantae, Streptophyta, Magnoliopsida, Poales, Poaceae.